AUGAAGCUCCAUACUCUUCCAUUACAUGCGUUGCUAUUUAGCCAAGCAUUCGCUCUAGUUCCCCCGGCCGCAAUACCACAACACGGUCAACACCCCGUUCACGAGCGCACCAGCUCGACAGCAUCCCUUCUAUCGCUGCACAAAGACCUCGUUGAAAUUGAAUCAAUCACCGGAAACGAAAACGGCGUCGGGAAAUACCUAAUUCAGUACCUGGAGGCCCAAAAUUUCACUGUUGAAACACAAGACGUCGGCUCCGCAACAAAUGCCUCGCGCCAAAAUAUUCUGGCAUACCUCGGUAGCAAGCGGGAGACAAGAGUAUUGAUAUCAUCACACAUCGAUGUCGUCCCGCCCUACUGGCCGUAUGAGAGAAGAGGCGAUGAGAUAUGGGGCCGCGGCACUGUCGAUGCGAAAGGCAGCGUGGCCACGCAAAUAACAGCCGUGGAAGAGCUCCUAGCUGAAGACAAAAUUUGCCCCGGGGAUAUCGCUCUGCUUUUCGUUGUCGGAGAAGAAAAGGGCGGCGAUGGAAUGAUCAAGGCCAAUGACUUGGGAUUGAAGUGGGAAGCGGUUAUUUUCGGUGAGCCGACCGAAUUAAAGCUUGCCAGUGGCCAUAAGGGCAUCAUGGGCGUGACUCUCCGGGCCCAUGGCAAGGCCGCGCAUUCUGGGUAUCCCGAGCUGGGCAAGAGUGCUAAUGAGAUGCUGAUCUCUGGAUUGUAUGCCUUGCUACAUACUGAUCUACCAUGGAGUGAAAAGUAUGGUAAUACGACGCUUAAUAUUGGGAGAAUCGAGGGGGGCGUUGCAGCGAACGUUAUCCCUGAGGAUGCCAGUGCCAGCCUGGCGUUGAGGAUUGCGGAUGGGGAACCUACUGAUUUGGCCGAGAUAUUAUUGAAGGCCCUAAAUACGACGGGUGAGGUGUUUAAUUCGACUUUCCAGUAUGGAUAUGGACCAAUCGAUAUCGAUGCCGACGUACCAGGUAAUAUCACCCUUGAAAUGUCUAUGGAUAUCGUGACUAAUACUUUUUCAGGAUUUGAAACCAUUGUUGUCAACUAUGGAACAGAUAUUCCCAAUCUAAAGGGCGACCACAAGAAGUAUUUGUACGGGCCAGGUUCUAUCUUGGUGGCUCACAGCGACCACGAGCAUCUGAACGUGUCGGAUCUAGUGGACGCCGUCAAGGGCUACAAGCUCUUGAUUGAGCACGCAUUAGCAUAA
This is a messenger RNA of Venustampulla echinocandica, 1206 nucleotides long. Its product is annotated as Zn-dependent exopeptidase. The record is from RefSeq and is a predicted model, not a curated record. NCBI's taxonomy places the organism in Eukaryota, Fungi, Ascomycota, Leotiomycetes, Helotiales, Pleuroascaceae. Gene Ontology annotation, molecular function: hydrolase activity. The transcript has a single exon. Bases 1 to 1206 code for a protein of 401 amino acids.